This is a messenger RNA of Phytomonas sp. EM1, 927 nucleotides long. Lineage: Eukaryota; Euglenozoa; Kinetoplastea; Trypanosomatida; Trypanosomatidae. The record is from the annotation of a GenBank genome assembly.
AUGUUAAAAAAGAUUCUGAGCGUCGCCAAGCACCUCCAUGAGGGCAAAAGCCUCAAAUACCUCGCCGCAGGGGAGCCCUAUUGUCCCUUCGGGGAGGACUUCGGCCUCACGAUUAUCCCCAACUACAUCCAGGAGGAUGAGAUCCUGAAGCUGCGCAAAGGCUACGUGGAUAUCUACACGCGCAAGUCGAACUCCAUCACCGUCAGCGACGGUCGUCUGCAGCUCCCACCGCUCCCGCCAAGUUCUUUUAUUAAAAUUGUCGAGCGAAUGGAGCAGGAUCAGAUCGUUCCUGUUGGGUGGUUAAACAAUCAAACCGCCAAUCUCUUCGACCCCGGCGAUUUCAUCCGCGCGCAUAUCGACAACCUCUUCGUCUACGACGACAUCUUCGUGUUGCUUUCGCUCGGCGCCAACGCGCUUCUUCGCCUUGUUCACGUGCAGAAUGGGGAGGAGCUGGAUGUGAUGAUUCCGGAUCGCUCGAUUUACGUCCUCUCCGGCCCCGCGCGGUAUGUUUAUUUCCACAUGAUCCUCCCAGUCGAAGCGCAGCGACUUUCGUUGGUCCUUAGACGUUCGAUUUUCAACUCCGACGGGGGGUUUCGUGCGGUUACGACGCCGCUUGCCGGGUUGAUGCCGUAUCGCGCCACUCAAAUUCUUAAUACCCUCUACAGUCGUCAGGUAGGAGGGGUUCGGCUGAGCGUGGACGACGCGUUUCUCGAAAGCGAAGGGAUCGGCGCGUUCGAAACCUCCAAAUGGGUGAAACGCCUCCACCCUUUGCGGGAUUGGUCGUUGCUUCGCCAGCUCGACGAGGACGCCGCGCGGGUGCAGGAGCUUCGCGAGAAACGGUUUCUCGACCUCGACCUCGACUGGCGGUUUGCGGAGCUGCGGGAGACCUACACCGCGAUGGAGCGCGCCCUAAAACACCCUCUCUGA